Molecule: messenger RNA, 2451 nt
Organism: Metarhizium brunneum ARSEF 3297
Lineage: Eukaryota; Fungi; Ascomycota; Sordariomycetes; Hypocreales; Clavicipitaceae
Product: Fusarisetin A cluster transcription factor fsa6
Biological process (GO): regulation of DNA-templated transcription; DNA-templated transcription
Molecular function (GO): DNA-binding transcription factor activity, RNA polymerase II-specific; zinc ion binding; DNA binding
Source: RefSeq, a predicted model, not a curated record
AUGACGCCAACACCACCUUCUACAAACUCUUCCACAGGCAAGGGGUCGCCUGAAGAGCAGUUUCGUGUGGUGCGCAAGAGAAAUCGAGUACCACUGAGCUGUUAUCCGUGUCGUACAAGAAAGAAAUGCGAUCGAAGUCACCCAUGCAGCAAUUGUACCAAGCGCGAGGGCAAGGACACGACAUCAUGCUCCUACGCAGCCCCCGCUUCUCGAAAGAAAAGUCAAAACCAAGCUGAUUCGAGCCCCGACGAUAUGCAAAAUAGGAUAGACAGGCUUGAGGGCCUUGUGCUUUCCUUGAUGCACAACGGCGCAAAUAUUGAGACUAACGCCCCGCGUACCAGCUUAUCCACCUCUCAGUCGGUUACCGACAGUGGCUCCUCGGCUCAGAUAGCGCGUGACGAGGAGGCAACCAUGGCAGAAGACGACAGUGACGUGGAUGAUCAUCUUGCCAAGUCCAUUGGCGUUCUCAAAGUUGACGCUGAUAGGGGAAAGUCAAUGUAUUUUGGCCAGGAACACUGGCAUCUGAUUCUAGCAGACAUCGCGGAGGUCAAAAACUACUUCACCAGUCACAAAAACGAACUCGAGUCAAGUUACGAGAAGGUCAGAUCAUCAAAGCCGGCGACCGCACGGGAAGGGCCUACAUUGCUUCUGGGCGCAUCCCCUGCGUCCGAAGUAGAACUGCGUGAUGAGCUCCCACCCAAAUCAAAUGUUCUUGCGCUCUGCAGUCGCUACUUCAAUUCCAUGGACAAUGCUGUCAGCAUCAUCCAUGGACCGACUUUUUCACAACAACUCCGGGACCACUGGCAAGACCCAUCGAAAACACCCGUGAUGUGGUUGGGUCUUUUAUACGCAAUAUUGUCUCUUGCCAUGUUGAGUUAUCACAAAGUCGGAGAUGAGCCCGCAGAGUGGCGAGGCAGGACGUUGGAACUUGCUGCUGAGUACAGAUUGCGGACUGUGCAAUGCCUGAUGAAGGCCGACUACACCAAGCCAGUAGAGUACACUGUGGAGACCAUGCUGCUCUACGUUUUUGGCGAGUACUCCUCCCGUUGGGAUGCUGAUCUCGGCCUAUGGAUGAUUGUAUCUUUGACUAUCAGAAUAGCCUUCCGGAUGGGCUACCACAGAGACGCAAAGUGGUUUCCGUCGUUAACCCCAUUCCAAGCGGAAAUGAGAAGAAGAACUUGGGCAUUGGUUCGCAUGGCCGACGUCAUUUUCUCUCACCAGGUGUCACUACCAAGCAUGAUAUAUGAUCACGACUGUGAUACGCAGCUACCAAAUAAUAUCUAUGAUGACGAAUUUAACAGAGAUACUAGGCAGUUGCCUCCUUCGAGACCUAUUACUGAGGCGACUCCAGUUUCAUAUAUGAUCGCCAAGGCCAGGUUGUGCAUCGAACUCGGCAGUAUCCUGCAGGCAACAAACAGAGUAGACAAGGGCGUACCUUACGAUGAAAUUAUUCGUUUUGACGCCAAACUGCGGCAAAUCAUGCAAGAGCUGCCUCCUCAUCUGAAAAUCAGCCCUCUGGCCGGCUCGCGAGACCCGGUCAUGCUGAUUGUUGCUAGAUUCAACAUUGACAUUCUAUGCCAAAAGAUUAUGUGCUUGUUACAUCGAAAGUACAUCUGCAGAGCAAGGCAAAAUCCUCGGUACGCACACUCAAGGAGAAGCGCCAUUGAGGCAUCAUUGCAAGCCAUGGAGCACUUGCAAACUCUCCAUCGUGAAUCGCAGAGCAACGGUCGACUGCGAACCAUGAAGUGGUACGUCAAGUCGGUCGCGAUCAAGGAAUUUACUCUUCCAGCCAUGCUUAUCGUUCUGGAUCUUCACUACGAUAAUCUCGCUGAGCAGUCUGAGUUGCCUGAAGACACCGAGGGUGCAUUCCGAUGGUCUCCAGAGGAGAGGGCCAGGAUGAUUAGCACGCUGGAAGACGCGGCGAUCAUCUGGAAGAGCCUCGCAGAUGGCUCAGUGGAGGCUUUCAAAGCGUCCAAGACGAUCGACAUUAUGCUGCAGAAGUUACAGAACCCGACAAAAAACUCAAACGGGUCAUCCAAUACGCGCUAUGACCUCCCAUCUACUGAUGCGAUUAGCUCCGCAUUGGAUCCGUCAUAUGCGUCACUUGGAACGGACACAAUCAAGUCAGAAGGACUUAUUGAAUUCGGCACUGGAAUGAGCCCAUUCACCAACACCAAUAGCAGUGCAUUCAUGGGGAUGGAAUUCACCCUUCCCGCUCCGAAUCUUGGUGACUUAGCGGGUGACGGGCUGAAUCUCAUCGGCGCCCAGUCACCAUUGUCUAUGUUCACAAAUAUAGGUGCUAGCUCUGGGUCUGGCCCGGAGUUGUCCACCUUUGACUGGGGUGCAUUCGAGAAUUAUGCUCAAGCGGCAAAUUGGGGUGCAGACCAAAGCUUUCAGAUUUAUGGCGGGGAAUCAAAUGACCAGGAGGCCAACAUGACGAACUCCCAGUAG